Linum tenue is the source of this 249-nucleotide messenger RNA. Lineage: Eukaryota; Viridiplantae; Streptophyta; Magnoliopsida; Malpighiales; Linaceae. The record is from the annotation of a GenBank genome assembly.
AUGAAAUGGUGGCCGAGCCUCUCUCCGAGACAGUGCCCAUAUCGUUACACCUUUCGUGCGGGUCGGAACUUACCCAACAUAGAAUUUCGCUACCUUAGGAAUGUUAUAAUUAUGACCGCCGUUCACCGGGGCUUUGGUCGUCCUCUUCCCUGUCAUUAUGUCACCAACUUCCUUGACCUUCCGACACUGGGCAGGCGUCAACCCCCAUACAUGGUCUUAGGACUUUGCGGAGACCUAUGUUUUUGGUAA